AUGGAAGCGACAAGUGAGACAGAGGAUCCCGGCCUAAAGCCCAAGUUGGUGGAAUUGAGCCGUCCCGUCAUGAAUGAAACUGCAUUGAAGGCAGUUUGCGAGAUCGCCGACAUCGAGUUGAAAACUCACAUGAUCCGUCUACAGAAUGCUCGAUGUAUUGAAGUUGUGAAGACCACAACUGACUGUCAUAAAGUAGGAAACCGUGACCCAACAACCUUAUACAAUUACGGAACGGAUUGUGUCGGUCCUAUGUAG
This is a messenger RNA of Penicillium malachiteum, 255 nucleotides long. RefSeq lists its product as uncharacterized. Bases 1 to 255 code for a protein of 84 amino acids. Lineage: Eukaryota; Fungi; Ascomycota; Eurotiomycetes; Eurotiales; Aspergillaceae. The transcript has 2 exons. The record is from RefSeq and is a predicted model, not a curated record.